Molecule: messenger RNA, 4539 nt
Organism: Sciurus carolinensis (gray squirrel)
Lineage: Eukaryota; Metazoa; Chordata; Mammalia; Rodentia; Sciuridae
Gene: Scn4b
Product: sodium voltage-gated channel beta subunit 4
Exons: 5
Coding region: 215-901 (228 amino acids)
Biological process (GO): regulation of ventricular cardiac muscle cell membrane repolarization; regulation of sodium ion transmembrane transporter activity; cardiac muscle cell action potential involved in contraction
Cellular component (GO): membrane; voltage-gated sodium channel complex
Molecular function (GO): transmembrane transporter binding; sodium channel regulator activity
Source: RefSeq, a predicted model, not a curated record
UCCCGCAGCCGGCUCCAGGAGGCGAGCGAGCGCGCCUCCCCCUUCUUUCCCUCCCCCUCCUCCCGCUCUCUGCCAGCUAACUUUCCCGAGCCCCGACCCGCGGCGCAGAGCUCCGGGGCAGCUUCGGGGCCGACUGCCGACCUCGGGCGGAGAGCGCGGUGGUGCCCAGUUUCCCAUCCCCGCGCCCUCGGCGCGCUCCGGAGAGAACAGGACCAUGUCCGGAGCUGGAGACCGAGGCAAAGCCCUGGCGAGAUGGCUGGGCACUGGGCUUUUGGGUCUCUUCCUGCUCCCCAUGUCCCUGUCGCUGGAGGUAUCUGUGGGAAAGGCCACUACCAUCUAUGCUGUUAAUGGCACGGAGAUCCUGCUGCCCUGCACCUUCUCCAGCUGCUUUGGCUUCGAGAACCUCCGAUUCUGGUGGUCCUACAAUAGCACGGAUACAUUCAAGAUUCUCAUAGAUGGAACCGUGAAGAAUGAGAAGUCUGACCCUAAGGUGAAGUUGAAAGAUGAUGACCGCAUCACUCUGGAGGGCUCCACUAAGGAGAAGAUGAACAACAUUUCCAUUCUGCUGAGGAGCCUGGAGUUCAGCGACACGGGCAAAUACACCUGUCAUGUGAAAAACCCCAAGGAGAAUGACCUGCAGCACCAGGCCACCAUCUUCCUCCAAGUUGUUGAUAAACUGGAAGAAGUGGACAACACAGUGACCCUCAUCAUCCUGGCUGUGGUGGGUGGAGUCAUUGGACUCCUCAUCUUUAUCUUGCUGCUAAAGAAGUUUAUCACUUUUGUCCUCAAGAAGACCCGGGAGAAGAAGAAGGAGUGUCUUGUGAGUUCUUCGGGGAACGACAACACAGAGAACGGGUUGCCCGGCUCCAAGGCGGAAGAGAAACCACCCACAAAAGUGUGAGGCCCCGCUUCAGGCCAAGCAGCUGCAGGGAGCCUGACUUUCUGUCCUGACACUGAUGCUUGAGCCCGUCCGUAGAACCCACGUGCCUGAGACAUCUGCUGCUUGGCUCAAACUGUAGUCCUCCCGGGCAGGGAGAAACCGGUGUCCUGCCCAGCUGCCCUACCCCCUCCCCAGCCAGGGCUUCCCAGGGACAAGGGCUGGCCAGGGCAGGGGGCCUGUGGAAGGUUCAGGAAAGGCAAAGGAGGGGCUGGUCCCCUGAUGCCUGGGAAGAUGGGGGCUCCUUCUGGCUUCCCCCACUGUAUGAGCAGGACCUUGGUUUUCCUACUGAUUUGUCAUCAAGAGGUACUUGGGAGAUCAAUGAGGGCUGCCCCAGAAGCUGGACCUUGGAGCCUCGUCCUGGGAACAAACCCUUUUUGACGGGAGUGGGCUAGAGGACUCUGGAGAAGACCUUGGGGUGGGGUGCUGGUGGAGGUGGGCCACAAUGUGAGGCAGACUUGAUUUUGUGGGAUAACUGGUCUCUCACAGACCCUGAUGUGGGGAGGUCCCCUUUCCCCCACCCCACAAGGCCUGUCUGCCUUGUCCCUGCUCCCUAUCCUGUCCCUAGCUCUGAGUUUCUAAAUCCUCUGAGUGAGGGCUGGCCAUCUUGGUCUUGAGGGGUCCCAACCCACCUAGCCUGCCCCUCUGCUCUCUGAGUUGCUAAGGGGGCUCAUGGAGGGGCCCCUCCAGUCUUUCUGGAACACUAGAGUGCUAACCUACAUUUUCCCUAGCAUUUCCCUUGGGGAAUCGGGCUGCAGAGGUGGGCAAGCCAAUGUCCUGGUCCUCUCAGCCAUUGUAAUGCCCACCCCAACCCCACAAUGCUGGCAGCCCUUGUCCUUGGCAUGGCAGGACCAUCGCCACCCUGGGUACUCCUGAGCCCAGCUCCCCCCUGCUCCUCCCGUUCCCAUGAAACAGCAGGUGAUGUCAUCUUGCUUGAGGGCGUUGCACCCUCGAACCUCCAUCUCAUUGGCUUGCUCUCCCUGGGCUCCUCCAUCACACCUUUGUCCCUGAUCCCAGGGUUGCUCAUCCCCAGCCCUUGUUUGCCUUGCCUCAGGGACCCUCUUCUUUGGAUGAGAGAGUCCUGGAGUUUUCCAGCUGCUUUUUGCUCACCUGGGCCACCCCAGUCCCACCCUGGGGCUGGGAAGGAUCAGGGAGAGGGCGCCCACACUUUUCCUCUGCUUUCAGUGAAUUGGUCCGUGCACCCCUUGAGUGUGGGCUAGACUGUGCCUUAGCUCCUGGAGUCCCAGCUCUUACCUGCUGCCCUUGCCAGUUCCCGCCUUUACUGAACUGCACGUUCUGGCGUGGUCCUCAGCCCUCUCCUCCCCAGUGUCAAUGAGGAGGCCAUGAAGCUAGAGUUGUGUCACUGACAUCCCCUUGGUCAGUGACCAAGUCUUGGAGACACCUGCCAUUUGCUCCCAUCCAGGACCCUAAUGGGAAGAUGUCGUGAUGGGGCCUCAUGAUUGUGUGGGUCCCUGUGGGUUUGAUGCAGAUGUGAUAACAGGGGUCUCCACCAUCUGCUCCCAGCCCCUCUCUCCCGUUUGGGCUUCUGACACUCUGUCUUUCGGGUCCAUAGGAGGGAUGGAGAGGAGUAGACAUCUUUCCCAGAGGACAUGGGGGUUGCCUCAGGACUCUCCUGCCCAGAGGCACCAGCAGCUUCCCUGAGGGUAGGACUUGGGAGGAAUUUGAGGAGCAGCGGCACCAGCAGGUUGCCCAUGGCCAUGGUCAGUGUCCCUUGCCCAAUCUGAUGGGUUUGCAGAUCCCCACUCUGAUCCGCCCCCUCCCCUUCCAUCCUUCUUCAAGGACUGGGGGUCAGAUUUCCUGACUUUGGGAGAAGACAGAUCAGAGCCCCCAGCCACCUAGAAAGAUUCUUCCAGCUGCCAGCUGCCUUCAUGCAAAACUUCUUUCCUCUCCCUUCCCCAUGUCAACCUUUGAAGAGAGUGCCUGGGGGCUCCUCUUGCUCUUUUGAGAGGAAGCCGAGGCAUAGAGCAGUAGAAGAGGAAGGGCGACCUCUUCUUCCCUCUUCGGGGUCUUCUGCUGACUUACAGGCAGGUCUUGCAGCUUCUCUGGGCUCAGCUUUUUCCAUCUAUCCAGUGGGUGUAAUACUACUUACCUACCUCACAGGACUGUUGUGGGACUUGGCAAGUUUUGUUUUACAAAAAUCUUUUUAGCUUGGAAAGGAAUUUGGGAAGCAGGUUUUGUAAUUGGAGGGAUUGUUCCAAGUCUGUCGUGUCCUCAUCUCUGUCCCAUCCCUACAAAACACACACACUCUUUCCACUCCUCCCCUUUGGAAUUCUUUAGUCUUUGUAAUGUUAGAAACCUUGAUUCGGACUGAUGUCUGAAGCUUCUUGCACAUGGCUCUUGUUUGGGGGUUUUUCAAUAGAGAUGAUUGGGACUGUAAGGGGCAUAUCUAUGGUUAUCCCAAUGCCUGGGACACUACUGGCUUUUAGUGAGUGGGGGCUGAGAGUGCUUAACUUAGUCCCCACAACAAAGAAUGUCCUGUCUCAAUGACAGCAUUAUGCCCAGGGAGAAGUAUCUGCAUGGAUUUGCAGUCGGGCGCAUAUGGGCACAGUGGUCUUCCCUGAGCAGACCUUAGCUACAUGCAGGUCUCCAGGGGUGGGUCAGGGCUGGUGAGGGCGUUCCCAGGGCUUGUGGUUUUGAGAGAGCCAUUUACAAAGUUGCUCUUGAGAGCCCUGGGAGCAUGCAGUUGUGCUACGGUGAUAUCAGUGAGACCAAAGACAAAGUUCAGAGCCCCUCAUCCUUGACCUCAAAACAGGAUGUCUGCAUUGGAUGCCUUGGGUCUCCUGCAUGUAGGGAUUAAGCAAAAGGCAGCCAGAAUGAUCUUGUGAUGCUAGAGAGGCCUGGGAGAGGGGCUGAUGGGGUGCAGCUUUGCACACAUCUGGCUGGCAGCUCUUAUGGAGCUUUGAGGGCGUGCUCCCGAGCUGGUGCCGGGUGCCGUGUGCUCGUGUGCAGUGUGUGCGCGUGCAUGUGGACAUGCCUGUGCAGGCAGAGCAGGUGCACAAGUGGGACCGUAGAGUGGGCAGCUGUGUAUGAAAGGGGUGGUGCGUGAUGGGGGAGACUGCAGAUUUCAGGAGCCAUCUGUCCUGGUCGGAGCUGGAGACCGAGAAUGAAUGAGAGUGAGGGAAAGGUCAGCCAUGCUCCUGGAUCCCAUCUCUCUGUGACUCCAUCUCUGUUGCAGACAGCUGCCAUCAGAGGGCUGGGGGGAGGGAGUGCCAAGAGGGGGGACUUCUGGGGAAAAUCCUAUAGCUUGCUGCACUUUACUUUGUCCCAGGUUGGAGUCCCUACCCUCCCACCUCUCACCUGAUAUGCAGUGCUUUUGACUAUCUUAUGCAUGGUUUAUUCCUCUGGCUUGGAUGACAAUACCCAUAGUCAAUUUCCUAUAUAACUUUAUAGAUCAAACGAUGCAGUGAAGGGCCUUAGGGUCUGAGGGUGCCUCUGGGAGGCACAGCUGUGCACACACCCUGCACUGACUCGUGUUUAAGCACAGAAUGGACGUGAUCAGACUGUCUUGCCUCUACAACAUGUUUUGCAUUAUAGAAUUGUAUUUAGCUUUGCCUUGGAUGAAAUAAAAAUUAUGUUUAAUA